This is a messenger RNA of Pantherophis guttatus, 2927 nucleotides long. The record is from RefSeq and is a predicted model, not a curated record. Lineage: Eukaryota; Metazoa; Chordata; Lepidosauria; Squamata; Colubridae.
AGUGCCUUUCUUCCUAACCGACCGGGCGGAUGCGGCGGCUAUACAUGCCCGGAAUCCGUCCUACCUAUUUCGGGCAAAAGUGUUCCACUCAAAACACCUAGGACUGUCCUCCUGGAGGAGGCGGGGAGGAAGCAGCCGCGAGGAAAAGCGACCGACCGAGCAAGCGCUCCCCAGCCUUAAACAAAUGAAAUCAUAAAUUCGGAACAUCAUGGCCACGCACGGCAGGCAGCGGGGCUCGCCAGGUGCAGUUGUCAGUGAAUCGCUUUACUGGUUCUGCUGAGCCCCUACGUAGGUUGAUGUCGAGAAGGGGGAGGAAGGGAUGCUGAUCGCUGUGCCGCCGCAUGAAAUUGCCGCCGACCAUUCAUUCAUUUAUUCAUAGCGCGCUCUGCCACAUUUUUCCUGGAAGGAUUUUAAUGUAGCCGUGGACCUUUACAUCAGCGUGUAGUGACGACUGAGAAAAUAUUUACACACGUUCCGGUAAAACCCAGCCUAAUAGGAGCUCCCGGCGCCCGAGCGAGGUAUUUUACAGGAGCUGCAAGAAAAAAAGCGCAAGGCGGAGACACAGCCGAGGUACCGUGGUUUGGAUUCUUGCCUGAGAGAAAGGCGUUGCUCGCCUUUACAGGUUGUCCAACGCAUUGUGUAGCUGGUCACUUCACUCCAAAAUUCAAACUCCAGUAUAAGUUCUCUAAAUCAAAAUGCCUUUCAAAAUAACACUAGAAUUAACGGAGAUGCAAAAUAUGAAGCUUCCUGAGGAUGAUAACAUAAGCAAUGAUUCUAAUGAUUUUACAGAAGUAGAAAAUGGACAAAUGAAUAGCAAGUUCAUCGCAGACCGUGAGAGCAGAAGAAGCCUAACUAACAGCCAUUUGGAAAAGAAGAAGUGUGAUGAAUACAGUCCAGGCACAACAUCUUUGGGAAUGUCUGUCUUCAACCUUAGUAAUGCUAUCAUGGGCAGUGGAAUAUUGGGUCUUGCCUUUGCUUUGGCCAACACAGGAAUUGUACUCUUUAUGUUGCUUUUGAUUUCAGUGACACUGCUCUCCAUCUAUUCAAUAAAUCUCUUGUUAGCUUGUGCAAAGGAAACAGGCUGCAUGGUUUAUGAAAAACUCGGAGAACAAGUUUUUGGCACUCCAGGAAAGAUUAUUGUUUUUGGAUCUACGUCUCUUCAGAACACUGGAGCUAUGUUGAGCUACCUCUUUAUAGUUAAAAAUGAGCUGCCUGCUGCCAUAAAGUUCCUUAUGGGAGAAGGUGACACAUUUGUAGCCUGGUAUGUGGAUGGGCGAGUUCUGGUCGUAGCUGUGACCUUUUUAAUAAUUCUUCCUCUAUGCCUUCUGAAAAAUUUGGGCUAUCUUGGCUAUACUAGUGGAUUUUCUCUGACAUGCAUGAUAUUUUUUCUCAUAGUGGUCAUAUACAAGAAAUUUCAGCUUUCUUGUCCUUUUCUGGACAGAAAUGCAACAGAUGCUACCUUUUCCAAUUUUAGUUUUGGCACGGAGGCAUGCAGACCAAAGUAUGUUACAUUUAAUUCUAAGAGUGUGUAUGCUUUGCCUACCAUUGCAUUUGCAUUUGUGUGCCAUCCAUCAGUCCUUCCAAUCUACAGUGAACUUAAAGAUCAUUCGCAGAAAAGAAUGCAGAUGGUUACAAAAAUCUCUUUCUUUGCCAUGUUUGUCAUGUACUUUUUAACUGCUAUUUUUGGCUACUUGACAUUUUAUGAAUCUGUACAAUCAGAUUUGCUUCACAAAUACCAGAAUAAAGAUGACAUCCUUGUCUUAACUGUUCGUGUUGCCGUCAUUGUUGCAGUGAUACUUACAGUCCCUGUGUUAUUUUUCACUGUUCGUUCAUCUAUAUUUGAGCUUGCUAGAAAAACCAAAUUUCAUUUAUGCCAACACAUUGUGGUUACAUUGAUCCUUUUGAUGAUCAUUAACCUGCUGGUUAUUUUUAUACCUUCCAUGAAGGAUAUUUUUGGAGUUGUAGGAACAACAUCUGCCAAUAUGUUGAUUUUUAUUCUUCCAUCUUCACUCUAUUUGAAAAUCACCCAUCAAGAUGGUUCAAAACUGAUUCAGAGAAUUUGGGCUUCCCUCUUUUUGGCAUUAGGAAUUUUAUUUUCCAUGGUGAGCAUUCCUCUUGUUAUCUAUGAUUGGGUGCAUUAAGACAUGCCACUGAAGGUUAGUGAGAUACCAAGAAGAACGCAUUAUCUCCUUGCUGUUCACAAAAAUCACUAAUCACCUAUUUUGCCAGUAUGUCCUACUCAUCAGAAAUUUCCUCUAUUAAACAAACAAACAAGAAAUAAUCAUCACUGCAUAUUUUCCACAGGAAAUAGUUGCUAAUUUGUAAUUUUUGCAUCAGUAUUAUUACAGUGGUCAGAACAAUUUCACAGAUCCCAUUGGUCAUAGGUCUUCUGUAUGCAGUAAAUGGUAAUGAAAUACCUGAAGAAUAUCUUCUACUGCUUCAUACAUUGCACAGGAAUAUUUCUUCUGAUUUUCAGCUAAAAUCCAUUAUCCAUUAUCCUGAUCAAAGUAAAUCACACUGGUGCAGUAAUGUGGUUAAUGAUUAGAUAGAUAACUAGUAUUUUGUCACAUAUAGAUUCUAUGGAGUCUUUUGGUAUUAGUAAACAAAAACUAAUUAUUUAAGCUCAGUUAUCCUUGUGGGAGAUGUGCAUGCAUGUGUACCCAUUUUCAAAGUAGUCUCCCAGGAAAUUGCACCUUGUCUCCCUGUCCCGCUACAGUAUUAUUUGAAUUAAAAUACACCAAAAUCAAAAGAAACAGAUCCAGAGAUAAUGUGUGUGAGAUAUAAAAUUUCUUGGUGCCAGGAUUACAUUUGUAAAUAUAUUUUGCUUUGCUUUGAUGAAGUUGUGAUCUUCUGGUUGGGAGAAUUUCAAACUCUCUUUUGCUGUUACAAGAACAAUAACAAUAAAGAAGCUGUUGCCAAGGAAAAUA